Messenger RNA from Gigantopelta aegis, 672 nucleotides. Its product is annotated as receptor-type tyrosine-protein phosphatase alpha-like. Lineage: Eukaryota; Metazoa; Mollusca; Gastropoda; Neomphalida; Peltospiridae. The record is from RefSeq and is a predicted model, not a curated record. Gene Ontology annotation, molecular function: protein tyrosine phosphatase activity. Gene Ontology annotation, biological process: protein dephosphorylation.
AUGUUGGAUCAGAGAAUGCUGGCCAGUACAUAUUCACAGCAACAAAUCUUGCAGGAAAAUUUAAAUAGAAUUGUGAACUUGACCGUGGUUGCUGGAGAUGAAGAAAAUGAUACUGAAGAUCUUCAAACACAAGCUGCUCGCUCUCUCAUCAUAGAACACAAGGCUAUACCAAUAGAGACACUAGAAAAAUACGUAGAGAUGCACCACUCUUCAGAUAAUGAGCCUUUUGUCUUCUUAUAUACAGGAUACAAUAUGAAGUCAAAGUAUAUUGCUACUCAAGGACCUUCUUCGAACUGUGGAGACUUUUGGCGAAUGAUAUGGAAGGAAAAAAUGUCGUGUUAUUGUCAUGCUUACAAACAAAGUGGAGGAAAUCGAGUUAAAUGUGAAGAAUACUGGCCCUCAAAGGAACAAAACCUUGUAGAGGCAUGGCCAGAUCAUGGUGUGCCAGACCAUGGUAGUCCCAUGAUUAUGUUUUCAUCAAAAGUGAUGGAGUAUCAUGAAAGUUGUGGUGGUCCCAUCACAAUACACUGCAGUGCUGGCGUUGGAAGGACUGGUACAUUCAUUGCUCUGGACAUUGGUCUUCAGCAAGCAAACAAAGAGAGACAAGUGGAUUUUGUGAGUAUCAUUAACAAAAUGAGAGAACAAAGAAUGAAAAUGAUCCAAACGAAGUAA